AUGGUCACCAUGAAGAUGACCAAGUCUGUAAAGAUUUACAACAGUUACAUUAUUGGAAUCAGUUUGUCCUUGUUUGGACUUGCUUCUGGUAUGGAGAUGUUUUCAUACACAAGUUUGAAGUAUUCGGACUUCUUCACCAAAUUCUACAACUAUCCAACAAAAAUUGAGGAGAAUUUACUCAGAUCGAGCAAUGUUUUAGGAGCAAUAGGUAAAUAG
Molecule: messenger RNA, 216 nt
Organism: Lodderomyces orthopsilosis Co 90-125
Lineage: Eukaryota; Fungi; Ascomycota; Pichiomycetes; Serinales; Debaryomycetaceae
Exons: 1
Coding region: 1-216 (71 amino acids)
Source: RefSeq, a predicted model, not a curated record